ACUGUCAAAACUAAAAACGAAUGUCAAAUAAAAGUUUAUGCCAAAAAAAUGCGAAGUGUGAACUGGGCAGUAAAGUGUACGACUUUUGCAGAUUUACAGUUAAUGAUAUUAUUAUUUUAACUUUAUGCACAUAAUUCGUAUUAAUUAGAACUGCCUACAAUCAAAGAUAUUACAAUUAACAGUUAUAUCCUAAUAUUUAGUAGUAAAGAGACUUAAAAUUUAAGAAAAUGGGUGACAAUUUCCAAAAUAAAACCAUGGCUCCUGUAAUGAUGGAUUAUGAUUUUAAAGUUAAAACUCAAAACGAGCGUUCAAAAGUAGAGGAUUUAUUCGACUUCGAAGGUUGUAAAGUUGGUCGUGGCACCUAUGGGCAUGUGUAUAAAGCGAGGCGUAAAGACGGAUCUGAUACAAAAGAUUAUGCGUUAAAGCAGAUCGAAGGCACCGGUCUGUCAAUGUCCGCUUGCAGAGAAAUAGCGUUGCUACGAGAAUUAAAACAUCCAAAUGUAAUAAACCUCAUUAGAGUAUUCCUGUCUCACACUGAUCGAAAAGUAUGGCUGCUAUUUGACUAUGCCGAACAUGAUCUAUGGCAUAUCAUCAAGUUCCAUAGAGCAGCGAAAGCCAACAAAAAGUCUGUGAUGGUGCCUAAAGGUAUGGUGAAGAGUCUUCUCUAUCAGAUCUUGGAUGGUAUUCACUAUUUACAUUCCAAUUGGGUUCUACAUAGAGAUUUGAAACCAGCUAAUAUCCUAGUGAUGGGCGAAGGGCCAGAGAGAGGCCGAGUUAAAAUAGCUGACAUGGGUUUUGCAAGACUGUUUAAUGCUCCCUUAAAGCCUCUUGCUGACUUAGAUCCUGUAGUGGUCACAUUCUGGUACAGAGCACCAGAAUUGUUACUUGGAGCGAGACAUUAUACAAAGGCUAUAGAUAUUUGGGCCAUUGGCUGUAUAUUUGCGGAGCUAUUAACAUCCGAGCCUAUAUUCCACUGUCGUCAAGAAGACAUAAAGACAAGCAACCCUUACCAUCAUGACCAGUUGGAUAGGAUAUUCAAUGUCAUGGGAUUCCCACAGGAGAAAGACUGGGAAGAUAUCAGGAAAAUGCCUGAACAUGCUACCUUAGUGAAAGAUUUUAAGAGAUCUAAUUACCAGAACUGUUCACUUAGCAAGUAUAUGGACAGGCACAAAAUUAAACCUGACAGCAAGGCAUUCAGUUUGCUUCAACGCCUCUUGUUGAUGGACCCCAAUCGGAGGAUAACAUCAGAACAGGCUAUGCAGGACCCAUAUUUCACUGAGGAUCCACUUCCUACACAG
Molecule: messenger RNA, 1298 nt
Organism: Trichoplusia ni (cabbage looper)
Lineage: Eukaryota; Metazoa; Arthropoda; Insecta; Lepidoptera; Noctuidae
Product: cyclin-dependent kinase 8
Exons: 5
Biological process (GO): protein phosphorylation
Cellular component (GO): mediator complex; nucleus
Molecular function (GO): ATP binding; RNA polymerase II CTD heptapeptide repeat kinase activity; cyclin-dependent protein serine/threonine kinase activity
Source: RefSeq, a predicted model, not a curated record